Messenger RNA from Glarea lozoyensis ATCC 20868, 1404 nucleotides. RefSeq names its product MFS general substrate transporter. Bases 1 to 1404 code for a protein of 467 amino acids. Gene Ontology annotation, cellular component: fungal-type vacuole membrane. Gene Ontology annotation, biological process: transmembrane transport. The transcript is spliced from 4 exons. Lineage: Eukaryota; Fungi; Ascomycota; Leotiomycetes; Helotiales; Helotiaceae. The record is from RefSeq and is a predicted model, not a curated record. Gene Ontology annotation, molecular function: transmembrane transporter activity.
AUGGCAACGAAAUACAUGCACACGGCUCUGGAGGAGGUCGGGCUCGUUUCAUUAUGGAUCUCGAACCACAACACCAAGCUGCUAUGUGUCCAGCGAUUCGUCCGUCUAUUCGCAUACGGUGGUUCGACGCUCGUACUGGUAGACUAUCUCCAAGCUUUGGGUAUCUCGAGGCCGCGGAUUGGGCUGUUCAUGACCCUCACGCUGAUUGGGGAUGUGGGAAUAAGCUUUGUCUUGACGAUGUUUGCAGAUGGGCUCGGAAGGAAAGCUAUACUCGCUGCAGGCGCAGCUUUGAUGGCAGCUAGUGGAGUGGUGUUCGCUCUUUCGGGGAACUAUUGGGUUUUACUACUAGCUGCCAUCUUUGGAGUUAUCAGUCCAAGUGGUAAUGAGAUUGGUCCAUUUCGAGCAAUCGAGGAGUCGACCUUGGCGCACCUUACUCCAGCUGCUAAUCGCGGGGAUAUCUACGCUUGGUACUCCCUUAUAGGAACUGCGGGGACGGCACUUGGGAUGGCGUCUUCAGGAUUGUCGAUUACUUAUAUGACGAGAACAAAAGGUUGGGAUAUCAUCAAGACCUACAGAACCCUGUUCUAUGCUUAUGCAAUUUUGGGAAUAAUCAAAUUUUGCCUGGCCUUGUCUUUGGGAAAGGUGAUUGAAGCCACCAAAGAACCCAAUAACCGGAUACAGGACUCAGAAACUGCACCUCUAUUAGGGGAUGGAGCCGAAGAUGUGGCACCUAAGAAGAGCUACAUUCGCUCCAAAUUACCCGCUGUGAGCAAAGAAAGUCGGGCGAUUGUGGUCAAUUUAUGCAUACUUUUUGCAUUAGAUUCGUUUGCUUCAGGAUUAGCGCCAUUGUCUUGGGUUACAUUCUUCUUCAAAGACAAAUUCGGUCUGGAAGGCGGCAAACUUGGCUCACUAUUCUUCGUGACGAGUAUCAUAGCCGCCAUCUCUAUGCUUCUUGCCUCCUCGAUUGCAAAGAGAAUUGGUAAUAUUAAGACUAUGGUGUUCACACAUCUUCCAGGAGCAAUCCUGCUGGCCUUGAUUCCUAUCCCAUCAUCUCUGACUGUUGCUAUGACGUUCAUCAUCUUACGCUCAUGUAUUCAGUCCAUGGAUAUUGCUCCGCGUUCUGCAUUUCUUGCCGCAGUAGUUCUGCCUCAUGAAAGGACAGCUGUAAUGGGUGUGAUAAAUGUCGUCAAAACUGCUUCUCAGAGUCUCGGUCCCCUCAUUACUGGUAUUCUGGCUGGGCAUCAGCUUUUCUGGGUCGCAUUUGUCGCAGCAGGAACAUGCAAAGUCAUCUAUGACCUUGGAAUGUUAGCUGUUUUUGUGAACCAUAAGACUCACGAUGAUACGGCGGAGGAAAGAAGGCGAAAUGAGGAUAAUUCGGAGUUGGCACAAAAUCCAGGCACAUAG